Molecule: messenger RNA, 2639 nt
Organism: Hypomesus transpacificus
Lineage: Eukaryota; Metazoa; Chordata; Actinopteri; Osmeriformes; Osmeridae
Gene: slc35g1
Product: solute carrier family 35 member G1
Exons: 4
Coding region: 9-1256 (415 amino acids)
Biological process (GO): regulation of cytosolic calcium ion concentration; calcium ion export across plasma membrane
Cellular component (GO): endoplasmic reticulum membrane; plasma membrane
Source: RefSeq, a predicted model, not a curated record
AGGGUGAUAUGACAGAAAGUAGCGCUUCCAUAGACGACCGAGUUUUAUCGGUCGUACCACGCAGACAGGAAGAUAUCAGAGUAGUGUUUCACAAAGUUGCCGAUAUCGAAGACGAGGAAGACGAUGUACACGCAACAGAAAGGGUUUACUUACAAAGUAGUCAUGAUUCACCGUGUUUCAGCAAUGAUGAUGAAAAGGCAGGCAGCACCACAAAACAAGUGGACAACACCAAUGCCAUUCUUCGGUUCUGUUCCCGGUACACAUGUUGGAGAACUGACUGCAGCGACGGGAAUCCCAUCCCAGCCGGGGGAGAAACCCCGUUUGAUAAAGAACCAGAGAAGAAGCGCAAGUGUCCAGGCUUGGGUCUUUUCUAUGGGCUCCUAUCUACAGUAUUCUUCUCUGUCAUCGCCCUCCUGGUGAAGAGCAUUGAGGGCAUCCAUGCCAUAGAGAUCAGCGCCAUUCGCUGCUUCUUCCAGAUGCUGUUUGUCAUGCCUCUGCUGCUCUAUCACAAUGUUGGAUUCCUGGGCCCGAGGGACAAACGUGUUUACCUGGUGCUGCGCGGCCUCCUGGGCUCCAACGCCAUGAUCCUGCUCUACUACGCCGUGCAGCAGAUGCCCCUGGCGGAUGCCACCGUCAUCAUGUUCUCUAACCCUGUCUUCACCUCCCUGCUCGCCUGGAUUUUUCUUAAGGAGAAGUGCACCAUUUGGGACUGCGUUUUCACCGUCUUCACCCUGGCAGGUGUCAUCCUCAUUGCUCGGCCACCCUUCCUCUUCGGGGCGCGUACGGAGGGUAUCGAGGGAGACUACACCAAUCACCUCAAGGGGACAAUCGCUGCCUUCGGCGGCGCCAUCGCUGCCGCGUUUGUCUUUGUCGUUCUCAGGAAGAUGGGUAAGAGUGUCCACUACUACCUCUCUGUGUGGUACUACGCAGUCAUGGGCUUCAUAGAGUGCAUCAUCGCUCUGUCAGUGAUGGAGGAGUGGACUCUGCCCUUUUGUGGGCGGGACCGCUGGAUCCUGAUGCUGAUUGCGGUGCUGGGGAUCGCUGGGCAGAUCUUCCUCACCAAGGCUCUGCAGAUAGAGAAAGCCGGGCCUGUGGCCUUGAUGAGGACGGUGGACGUGGUCCUGGCCUUUUCUUUCCAGUUCCUGUUCUUCGACCGUAAGCCGACCUGGUGGAGCCUGGGAGGGGCUCUGUGUGUGGUGGUCAGCACUAGUGGAGUGGCCCUCAGGAAGUUGUAUGCCAACAAGAUGAAGAGUUGACUUAAAGAUGCACAAGAAAACCCUUGUCUUAAUAAGGGUUGAAUUUUUUGAAAUGUUAUUAUUAAGUUAUUAAAUGUUAACCAUACAAAAUGAGAAAACCUUAAAACGUAAAUGUAUUUAAUGAUGAUGUCCUACCUGACACCUGAUGUGUCAUACAAUAUGUUUUAGAAGAUGUCAUUUGAUGAUAUUGUAUAAUGCUGAUGUUUGAGGUAAACCAAAGAAACUUCUUACACAACGUUACUGUAAGGUUUUACACUCUCAGAGAGAUGCUGAAUAUUGAUACUUUUAGUAUUGAGCAUUUAAUUACAUACAAUCUUUUUGUAACCCAUAUAGUCUGGAAAUGGUUAACUGUGUGAUAGGGUGAACUUAAGAUGAAAGGUGUUUGAAAAACUUUUUUGCACUUGGAAAUAUUGAGGGUUAGAAUUGAGUGUGAUCAAACGCACAUCUCCAUUCUAUUUUCCCAGUGGUGAUAUACAUUAGCAAUACAGAAAUAAAAAGUCUAGUAACAAACUGGGAGAAAACCAGUUGCUGGUAAAACAGAAUGAUGCAUACAUCAUAUCAAAGUUUGAAAUCUAAAAACAAGAACUAUUGGUCGGUUGAUGGUCAUUCAGGCAUUCAUGGCAAGACUGUGGAACACCUUUUAAAAACCAACUGCCUUCCUUUCAUAUUUCUACUUGCUAUUAAAAAUUAAGCAUUUGAGUUUGCACACUCUGUUAUAUUACAUGAGUUUUGACACCACUGUGAUCAUUAAGCUUUUACUCUGUAGUUUUCUUAUUUAUGCAAACCGCUAUUUUAUAUGGUAUCUUACUGUUUUUCAGGAGACAAACUCAGUUGUGAAUACUUUAUAAAAGCACUUUCUUCAGAAAUAAAAAAAGAAAGUCUAAGACUUGAAUUAGUAUUUACCUUGCUGUGGUAAAUAUAUAUGCUCUUACUUAAAUUUGCACAAUCAUAUGCAACUAUGACUGUUUAGGGCUCUUAUAGUGAUACAAACCUUUUUUUAAAGAUAUGGUUGUAUGAUGUCUUUUUCUAUAUUGUUUAUAAACAGUAUAUUAACAUGUCACCAUUGUUCAUGGGACCAUAUUUGAAUUCAGGUGGUCAGAGAUGUAAAGGCAUAUAAAAGCAUCUUUAUUUUUGCUAUGGAUUGAAUAAAUUAGCUUAACUAAUAGUAGUCAAAGCACAAUAGAGUAUUCUUAUUAUUCUUACAGUUACUUGUUAUUAAGCAUUUACAUGUAUUACCUUUGAGCAAAACACUAAUCCAGUGGAUUACAUUUGUACUGAAACAUUAGACUCAUAAGAACUGCUUUACACAAUAUUACUUUCAAUGAGUAUUUGAAGGUAUUCUUGAAAAUGUAAAAUAUUUUGUGAGUUGAUUCUGAAAUAAAU